GGUAAGUUAAACAGUUAAAAGACAUGCUAAAAGUCUUGGGUAUCUACCUCUGCAACCCUCUUGGGAGGAUACUGCUAGAUUACAGUAUUUCUUAAAAGAGUAAAGUGAUGACUUGUAUUGAUUUUCAUUAUUUCUCCUUUUUGGCCCUUGACUGGAGCCUUCAAAAGAGGCCUUUGUGAUAUUCAGCCUAGUAAACCUCUUUGAAUUUGUGACUUGCCAAAUACUGGAUAACAUCAGGUUUUUUCGGCUAAAUGGACAGGUGGAUUCAGCUUGAAUUUUGCUGCAGUCCCACCUAUGUUUUGUGAUGUCAUAGCAUGGAAGAGAUGGAGUUUGCUGUAUCAAAUAGAAGGUGGAGAAGCAAGGCCUGUUCCAAGUGGCAGCAUAGGGUGCUUCAAUCUGUGGAAUGUCUUCAGUUUGAAGACAAAACGGAUACAGUGUUUAGUAACACAGAAAAAGAAGGUACAAACAUUAUAGAUUCUGAGAUGUCUGAGAAGACAGUCCACAACCUCAGUCCUGCUUUUGACAGCAUCCCUUACAGAAUGCAGAGCCGGACAGGAUCCACAAACUCUUUGCUGGAUGACAGUGAUUAUUUCCUGAACUCAGGAGACCUUGCAGGAAUCCCUGUGGUUGGGAGUGACAACGAAGAAGAGCAGACUUUUGCUCCAAAGGAUGGUCUCUCUUCUGCCCUUCGCUCUGAAGAUAGCCGGGGAGAUGGGAGGAGGGCCCGGGAUCAUGUGGUGGACAAUGAAAAAGACACCCAAAUGCAAAACAUGAUCCAGAAGGAUCUCUCUCCCCCUUUUGACAAGGGACCCUCUGUCUUUAAAUCCCUGAGGAAAGACUUUAGCAUCGCAAGAGAUGAUAGCAAAGACACAUUUUUGACAAAGGAGAAAACCAGAGAAGGAUCUUUCCAAGAACGUGACAAACGUUUGGAAAAAAUGCCGAAAGAGCUGGAUUCCAGAUUGAAAAGCAGUUUGCUCGAUAAAUCAGUUGUGAAUCAAGUAGAUGAAACGUUGCGGACACAUUUAGCACCGCAAACACCAGAAACUAACUUCAGGGAAUCUAACUACCUGUUUGCUAAUAAGGACUCUGUUGGCCAAGAGCACGGGAACUCCUAUGCGUCCAAUAUUAGAAUCAAAGAAGAGCCUUUGGAUAAUGACUACGAUAAAGCUAUGGCACCUCAGCCGGGGCUACUCAAUAAAAUUAAGGAUGAACCAGACAGUACUGAGGAUUAUGGCCAGCAGCCAAAAACUCAGGAAGGGGAACUGAAAAUCAGUGCUGUGUUUUCUGUCAGUGGCAGCCCUCUCGCUCCGCAGCUGACCUCAGGUUUCCCACCUAACACGCCAUCCUCUGGCAUGAACAAGCUACUUCCUUCGGUCCCAAGUACAGCCGUUCGGGUUUCCUGUUCGGGAUGCAAGAAGAUCCUGCAGAAGGGGCAGACGGCGUAUCAAAGAAAGGGCUCGACUCAGCUCUUCUGUUCCACACUGUGCCUCACGGGAUACACUGUACCAGCUGCCCGACCGCAACCUUUCACCAAGAAAACCUGUUCCAGCUGCUCAAAGGACAUCCUGCAUCCAAAAGAUGUGAUUACAGCUCAGUUUGACAAUACAAAUUCCAGCAAGGAUUUCUGUAGCCAGUCCUGUCUUUCCGUGUAUGAGUUGAAAAGGAAGCCUGUGGUCACCAUCCAUACAAACAGUAUCUCCACCAAAUGCAGCAUGUGCCAGAAGAAUGCAGUGAUUCGGCAUGAAGUGAAUUACCAGAAUGUUGUACACAAGCUUUGCAGCGAUGCCUGCUUCUCCAAGUUUCGUUCCGCAAACAACCUGACCAUGAACUGCUGUGAAAACUGUGGAGGCUACUGCUACAGUGCUUCGGGACAGUGUCACAUGCUUCAGAUAGAGGGGCAGUCCAAAAAGUUUUGCAGCUCAACAUGUGUCACUGCCUACAAGCAGAAGUCUGCAAAAAUUACCCCCUGCGCAAUGUGCAAAUCUCUGAGAUCUUCUGCGGAGAUGAUUGAAAGCACAAAUAACGUGGGGAAAACAGAGCUCUUUUGUUCCGUGAAUUGCUUGUCGGCACACAGAGUCAAAGUGGUCACAUCGUCAGGUGUCCAGGUCCAGUGUAAUAGCUGCAAAACCUCUGCCAUCCCUCAGUAUCAUCUUGCAAUGUCAGAUGGAAGCAUACGUAAUUUUUGCAGCUACAGCUGUGUGGUGGCUUUUCAGAAUUUGUUCAAUAAGCCCUCGGGAAUGAAUUCCUCCGUGGUGCCCUUGUCGCAGGGCCAAGUGAUUGUCAGCAUUCCCUCAGGAGCGACGGUUUCUGCGGCGGGCAAUACUACCUCAACAGUCUCUCCCAGCUCGGUCAGCAGCUCAGCCGCCGCCGGCCUCCAGAGGCUGGCUGCCCAGUCCCAGCAAGUCUCCCGCACCGUCGCCAAGCUCAGGUGUCAACACUGUAAUCGUCUCUUUGCAACGAAGCCCGAAGUGCUCGACUACAGGGGCAAAAUGUUCCAGUUUUGCGGCAAGACCUGUUGUGACGAAUACAAAAAGAUAAACUGUGUCAUGUCAAUGUGUGAAUACUGCAAAAUUGACAAGAUCGUUAAAGAAACGGUGCGAUUUUCAGGCAUUGAUAAAACAUUCUGUAGUGAAGGCUGCAAGUUGCUUUACAAGCAUGACUUAGCCAAACGUUGGGGAAAUCACUGUAAAAUGUGCAGCUACUGUUUGCAAACCUCUCCAAAACUGGUGCAGAAUCACUUUGGAGGCAAAGUGGAGGAAUUCUGCUCGGAAGAUUGCAUGUCAAAGUUCACAGUUUUGUUUUAUCAAAUGUCCAAAUGUGAUGGGUGCAAAAGGCAGGGAAAACUCAGCGAGUCCCUGAAGUGGCGGGGUGAAAUCAAACAUUUUUGCAACUUGCUUUGCAUUUUGAUGUUUUGCAACCAGCAGUGUGCAUCAGAUCCUCCACCACCACCGCCUCCUCCGCCUCCACCACCCCCUCCAAAUAAUGCAGGCAAGUACCCAGACAGAUGCUUUGAAGCUCCCGCCCUCACAGCCACCCCGGCUCCUCAAGAACAAAGCCUUGCUGUGCAAGCCUAUAACCCAGACCAAGGCUACUUCUUGCAAGCCUCAUACGCAGCAUAAGGAAUGCCAAACCGAAGAAGAAAAGGAAGCUCCACCCAAAAUCAUUAUGGUGCCUGUUCCUGUACCAGUGUUUGUGCCAAUCCCACUUCAUCUCUUCUCCCAGUACACACCAGUCCCUCUGGGAAUGCCAGUUCCGGUCCCGGUUCCUAUGUUUGUGCCCCCUGCCCCAGAGAGCACUGAGAAAACAAGAGAAGCCAUUCCAGACGUCAAAAAGAACUCGGCUAGUCCUUUUGAGGCCGAUCUUCUCCAGAUGGCAGAAAUGGUUGCCGAAGAUAAAGAUAAGGAACACUCUCAAGGAGGCUCUCAAACAUCUGAGCAUGAGCUGUUUCUGGACCCCAAAAUAUUUGAAAAAGACCAGGGCAGCACAUACAGCGGGGACCUGGAAUCGGAAGCAGUGUCAACUCCCCAUAGCUGGGAGGAAGAGCUGAAUCACUAUGCAUUACGCUCCAAUGCGGUGCCUGAGCCUGAGCCCGAACCAAAACAGUUCCCCAAAGGCGAAUUGGAGCAGGACCUGGAGGCUGACUUCCCAUCAGAUUCCUUUGACCCAAUCAGCAAAGGGCUAGGUCUCCAUUCACGGGCACGAGCAAGGCGGAGACAUAGAGAUGGUUUCCCACAACCAAAAAGACGGGGCAGAAAGAAGUCCAUUGUUGCUGUGGAGCCUCGAAUCCUGGUUCAGAGUUCCUAUCCAGGCUGUUCUGUUUCCGGGAUGAGUCUCAAAUACAUGUAUGGGGUGAAUGCCUGGAAGAACUGGGUCCAGUGGAAGAACACACAGGAAGAUCAAGGAGACGUGAAAUUUGGAGUUCGAUCUGUGAAGCUCAAAGAGGACAUCCUCUCGUGUUCUUUUUCGGAGUUGAGUUUCGGCUUGUGCCAGUUCAUCCAGGAGGUGCGGCGACCAAAUGGCGAAAAGUAUGACCCCGACAGCAUCUUAUACCUGUGCCUUGGAAUUCAGCAGUACUUAUUUGAGAACGGUAGAAUAGAUAACAUUUUUACUGAGCCCUACUCCAGAUUUAUGAUUGAACUUACAAAACUGUUGAAAAUCUGGGAGCCUACAAUACUUCCAAACGGUUACAUGUUUUCAAGGAUCGAAGAGGAGCACUUAUGGGAGUGUAAGCAGCUGGGUGCCUAUUCCCCCAUUGUGCUGUUGAACACGCUGCUUUUUUUUAACACCAAAUACUUCCAGCUCAAGAAUGUCACCGAGCACAUGAAGUUGUCCUUUGCCCACGUCAUGCGACGCACCCGGACUCUGAAAUAUAACACAAAGCUGACUUACUUACGCUUCUUCCCACCUUUCCAAAAGCAGGACGGAGAACCAGAUAAAAUAGUGGGCAAAAGGAAACGUCACGAUGGCGAAGAAACCGUAGAAAUGGUUGAGAACACGGACAAUCCUUUGAGGUGCCCAGUUCGGCUCUAUGAAUUCUACUUGUCAAAGUGUUCUGAAAGCGUGAAGCAGAGGAGUGACGUCUUUUACCUCCAGCCAGAACGUUCAUGCGUUCCCAAUAGCCCAAUGUGGUAUUCCACUAUGCCAAUAGAUCCUGGGACUUUGGACAUCAUGCUAACGCGCAUCCUCAUGGUAAGGGAAGUGCACGAAGAACUUGCCAAAGUUAAACCGGAGGACUCGGAUCCGGAGCUUUCGGACUAAACUUGGGCGAAGGGGAGGUUCCCUCUUUUGUUUGUUUGUUUGUUUUGGUUUUGUUUCCUUCCCUUUCCAUGGUAUCUUGCAAAAAAGCACCGAACUGAGAUUGCACCUGGCCUUCAGAAAAAUCACUCAUGUCUCACACACACACACACACACACACACACACAUAGACACACACAAACACAAAACAAACCCUCCGAAGGCACAGCGGAAGCUGCAAAAGGUUGCAAAAUGAGACUCGAAGGAUGGAAAACGGCAGACGACGCAGGAACACUGGAGAACUUUCAGUGGCUGCAAAUGCUCGUGAAAAUGCUCGAAGAAAAGAUGAACUGGAGACCUGUCUCUUCCCCUCUCCCUGCCUCCCAAGUGGUGCUUGUUAGUGGAAUAAAAAAAACAAUUAUGGAUGUGUUUUCUUGAAAAAGGAAAGCAGUGGUGUACAUCCUUCCCUCCUAACCAUGAAAGCAAAGGAAGCUAGAUUUAGACGCACACCCCAGGGUGAUUUUGCAGUGUAGCUGCCACCCACCCAUGCAUGGGGUGGGUGGGUAUUGCCUAACACUUGCUAUAGGACACCAAGCAGAACGUAGUGAGACGGACGCCUAUGGGAAUGCCAUCUGUAACAUACACGCCAGGUCCCUUCCUUGCCCUCUCCCCUUUUAUAAUUUUCAAAGGGGGUGGGGGGGGGGGCUUUUUAGGAAAAAAAUGUUGGGUUGUUCAAAAAGACUUGGCCAGAAGCUGAGGCAAAGAAGGGGAAACUUGGUGGGCUGCCAUCAUGUUUUCUGACUUUUGAAAAACGCUGGCUGCAGGAGCAAAUCAAGUUUAGCCAGGCCACCUCAGCCAUGGUUUUAUGAGGAAACGACUCAUUUCUGAAUGAACUCGCGCACACAUACUCAGCCGCCCCAUGCAGACAAAUAGGAUUUGGUCUUCAGCCCUCCAAAACCACUUGACUGCUUUCUUAAGAGCAAGAUAUGCAAAAGUGGUCCCUGAGAAAUUGUAUCCCACCUCCCUGGGUUUUUUCCUUCUUCUUUAACUGGCCUAGGCAGUCACUAUUCACGCAUUUAUAAAUUACUUUUACAAAAUCCAGUCGAGUUGGAAUGCCGGGGGCCUUCCAGAUGUUUUGUUCUUUGCAUUAUCCCACUCACUGGUUGAUUUAAACAAGGUAUUGUUAAUCCUCAGCAUGAUUUGUGUACCGUCGCUUUUCAUUAAAAAAAAAAAGGCAUAGAAAUCAGAUUCCAAAUGUGAAAGAGAAUUUGGGUGGCUUGGCUUUGCCUCUUCCCCGCUCCCUUCCUCUGGGUAGGAAAAAAAAUCCCCUUUAUCAAAACGCGGGGUGCGUAGGCUUAGCCAAGUCCAUUUUUUCACCACCUUCCUCAAGCCGAAGAUGUUUUUUCCCCCCUCCGUCUCCAAAAGAUCGCUUUGAAAAUCGAAACUAUUUUUUAAAAGAAAAAAAAAUCCAGGAAAAAAAGUGUACAUUUUUAUUAGCGGUUUUGUCCAUUCACCAAAUUUCUAAAGAGUUCUUUAAAAAAAAAAAAAAAGCAAAAGAAACAACCCUGUUGGUCUCUCCAGCAUUGAACAAAGCCUUUUGUGUAUGUAUGUGUGUGUGUGUGCGCGUGUGUGUUUGGGGUAUUCUUUUUAACAGUAACAAAGGUUAACAAUAAAAUCAGAAAGUAGUCUUCUCUU
Molecule: messenger RNA, 6429 nt
Organism: Thamnophis sirtalis
Lineage: Eukaryota; Metazoa; Chordata; Lepidosauria; Squamata; Natricidae
Source: RefSeq, a predicted model, not a curated record